This is a messenger RNA of Cuscuta campestris, 694 nucleotides long. The record is from the annotation of a GenBank genome assembly. Lineage: Eukaryota; Viridiplantae; Streptophyta; Magnoliopsida; Solanales; Convolvulaceae.
CCAAAAGUAAUAUAAUAUUUUAAUAUCAAAAAAAUAUAUAUUAAAAUGUCGAGGGAUUCCGGUAGACGGUACGUGGAUAUGGGCGACGUCAACCGAAGAUUGAGUAAAGGCAAAGCUAAAGCCACCUCCGACGGUUCGACCUCACGCGGACACGAUUCUCGAGGAAGACACUCCGUCUCUUCGUUUCCUACUGUCCCAGAUCAUUUAAUCGGGGACGCAAUGACGGAUGAAGAAUUCAACCAGAUUUAUUCUGGUAGAGGAGACGCGAAUCUCCCCACUCUUGAUAGUCUAUUCGAGAAUGUUGAUGAAGUAGGACUGGAUAAUCUUGUCCGUCCCAGUAUCAACCGUAGCAGUUGAACGAGAAUUCAGUGCUGGCGGCAACAUUCUAACCGACUACCGAAGUUGUCUUAACGCUGAAUCUCUUGAAACACUGGUUUGCAACCAAGAUUGGCUCUUGGCAAGACGUCGGGCUCAAGAGUCAUCGUAUCAACUCGAAUCAGAGCAUUACAUGAAUGCAACCAUAGAUGGAAGUCCGAGUUCUGAAGAAUAAGUUAUAAAUUUUUUUUAUGUUAAUGUAAAUAUGUAAUUAAUUUUUUUAGGUGAGCGAUAUAUAAGCUCCUUCGAGGGUUUCUUUACGGUUCUUUACCUCGUCGCUUUUUUUGAACCGUCAGGAUAUUAAAUGUGGUUGUUCUUC